UUACUUACUAAAUAUUAUAGAGUACUGUAUUUGGAUAUUUUAUAAUUUUUGCAUUUUACAUGUAUUUUGUGCAUUGUGACAAAUUACUACUUCUUAUAAAUGUACAAAAAUCCGCAGUGUAAUAGUCAUAACCUAAAAUAUAAUAAAGAAUGUACAUACAUACUUAUAUACAUUAUUAUACUUUUUUUUUUUAUUAGGAUGAAAAAUCGAUACUCUUGCAGAGAAUUAAGUGGCAUACUUUUCAAAUUUGAUCACCUGUGAAUCGAAAUUUCAUUGCAGUGUAUAAUGACUAGACCGCUGAUGUUUAUGCAUUUUUGGGAAAUUUAAAAUCUCAAAAAUUUACAAAAUGCAUAUAAUACAUAAAAGAUGUUUUGAAAUGGAUGCUGUGCCAAAUUGAUUUGAUAGGCCGCAGCCAUUCUUGUUUUCGGGACGUUGGCGGUUGGCAACGACGCUUCCAACGUAUUCCAAGGGAUGAAUCGAAUACUGCAGGUUUUUUUAUUAUUUAUCCACAGAGUGUUAAUUAACAUUUAAAAAGUAGUCGUUUCUAUGCGUUAGAAACCGUAAUUGACUGGCCAAGUUAUAACAAUUUAGAAAGUAUGCGGCCGGAUUCACGUAGCGUUUCGUUUACGUUUCACCGGGAAGUUCUGAAUGUCAAAAAUUCACCGGAGAUCACGAAAAAACUGAGACGACGCCUCCAGGAUCGUUUCGAGAAGGAAAAGCCCGGAGAUUCUUGUAAGGAGAAAAUGUCAAAAGAUAAGCAAACAGGUGACCGUAGCUGGAACAAUUUAAGUCUUGGAAAUAUGUCAGCGGAUUCUAGACGUGCUCUGCGGAGCGGAGCCGAAAAGUUAUCAAAAACUAUAUCUUCUGUACGUACAACUUUUGGAACUAUUUCACAGAAGUUUAAGAGUUCCACACGUAGACGUCAAAGACUGGAGGAGCAACAAUCUCCAAAUAGCAUUUGUAAAAUGCAAACUCCACAGACUCGUUCUCGCCAGCUCCUUGGUAGAACACCAACAAAGCUUUAUAGUCCUUUUGGCAUAGAAUCUCCAAGACAUGCGUGGAACAAAGAGAACAAUGAAACACCGGUGCAUACUCCUCCAGGAAUGAAUACACGAUAUAUCCAAUGUAGGCCAUUCCGUUUCACCAGAGCUAAAGGAUUCUCUAUGUUGAGAUAAAAUCUCUUUCUUUAGUUAUUCUUUUCUUAAAUGUUACUUGAAUGAUCUCUUUAAUUCCCAGCAAUGCAUUCAGGAUUGUGUGCCUUGUGCAACGUACAAUUGAAUUAUUUAUUCAAUUUUAAUUAAGCUAGUGAUCUACUUUGACAUAUUUGUAUCUCUCUAACAUAUUAUCUAUGAUAUCAAACUGCUUUACAUGUACAUGUAAUGUAUAAUCUAUUUAUACUUUUUUAUACAUAUUUAUAUUGAUAAUUAUUAUUAUUGCAAUAUUGAAUAAAGAAGAAGCAUAAGAAACUCUUUAA
Bombus pascuorum is the source of this 1474-nucleotide messenger RNA. RefSeq lists its product as uncharacterized. The transcript is spliced from 3 exons. Lineage: Eukaryota; Metazoa; Arthropoda; Insecta; Hymenoptera; Apidae. The record is from RefSeq and is a predicted model, not a curated record. The coding region runs from base 597 to 1175 and encodes 192 amino acids.